Messenger RNA from Nothoprocta perdicaria, 1678 nucleotides. RefSeq names its product NECAP endocytosis associated 2 (gene NECAP2). Lineage: Eukaryota; Metazoa; Chordata; Aves; Tinamiformes; Tinamidae. Gene Ontology annotation, biological process: endocytosis. The transcript is spliced from 8 exons. The record is from RefSeq and is a predicted model, not a curated record. Bases 1 to 744 code for a protein of 247 amino acids. Gene Ontology annotation, cellular component: membrane; clathrin vesicle coat.
AUGGCGGAGGGCGAGUACGAGGCGGUGCUGUGCGUGAAGCCGGCGGUGCUCGUGUACCGGCUGCCGCCGCGGGCCUCCAACCGCGGCUACAGGGCUGCGGAAUGGCAGCUGGACCAGCCGGCCUGGAGCGGCAGGAUGCGGAUAACGGCCAAGGGCAAGGUGGCCUUCAUUAAGCUGGAGGACAAGACGUCAGGGGAGCUUUUCGCCCAGGCGCCCGUGGAGCAGUUUCCCGGCGUGGCUGUGGAGAGCGUGACGGAUUCCAGCCGAUACUUCGUCAUCCGCAUCGAGGAUGGGAACGGCCGCCGCGCUUUCAUCGGCGUCGGCUUCGUGGACCGCGGCGACGCCUUCGACUUCAACGUGGCCCUGCAGGACCAUUUCAAGUGGGUCCGGCAGCAGGGCGAGCUGGCGCGGCAGGCGCAGAGCCUCGAGGAGGGCCCCGCGCUCGACCUGGGCUUCAAGGAGGGCCAGACCAUCACGCUCAACAUCGCGAACGUGAAGAAGAAGGAAGGGGCAGCCGGGAACGCCCGGCCACGGCCCGCGGCUGCUGCGGUGCCGACCCGGCUGCCGCCGCCUCCCGGAGGGAAAGCUCCCGGCACGGCUCCCGGCUCCGCAGAGCGGCUGCGGGCACCGGCACCGGGCGCAGGCUCUCCCGGCGCUGCUGCCGACGUCUGGGGCGACUUUGCGGAGGCUGCCGGGUCCGGUUCCAGCGCGGGCCAGGCCAACGCCGGCUGGGUGCAGUUCUGACCCGCUUCCUCCUCGGUGUCUUCCUGCGCGGAUGCCCAGCCAGGGACCAAAGCCGGGGUGGCGCCGCCAGCCCUUCCCCUUCCAGCUGCUUCCCCCGCUGCUUCCGGACGCGCCGCCGCAGUCUGGAGCGGGCAGGGCACUUCCCAGAGCUUUCCAGGCAAGAAAGGAGAGCCCCCCCGCCACAAAACCCGGCCCCUGAGUGCCUUGGAAUGGACUCGGUGACGUAGGUGCUGGAGAACCAAAUGAGAAGGUGCCUUAAGUCACACAGUGCCAAUGCCCGGGGCGCUUCAUUGUCCCCGUGUCCCUCCCGGAGCCUUAGGCCGGCCCCGUGGUGCCUCCCUGCCCAGGAGCCCUCCUGCCUUUUGCUGCCCUGUUUCCCUGGGUUCCUCCGGAAAGUCACUCCGUGCCGGCGCGGACACCAGCGGGCCAGAGUGUCCCCAAACCCCCCUUCAUGCCCUGCUUCCCAAGGGAACAUCCUAUGGAGGCGCUGAGCCCCCCGCUGCUCCACUAACCAUGCCGCAGGUGGGAGCUGGAUCCAGCUUGGAGGCGCUGAGCCCCCCUUUCCUACUCCACUAAGGUGUUUGUUUUUUUCUCUUUAUAUUUUGAAGAGAUAUUUUUAUUCCUUUUUGCAGAUGUUUAUAAUCUCAUGCAUAGCUAGAUGCAGUGAAGGACAAAUUUAAGGCGGUCUCUUUUAACAGAGCUGAGGUUGAAAUUUCUCUAUAUUAAAAAAAAUAUAUAUUUUCUUACCUAUUUAUAUUAAGGUGAAGGCUUUUAACUGUGUGAAGUCCUGCUAUUUUUUAAGCAUUUUGAACUCUUUGUAUACUGUCAUCGUUUCCACUCCCAACGGGAUAGCGAGCACUUUGGAGCGUCGAAUUGUGCCUGGAGCGAAGCCGCCCGGGCUGGGCGGGCACCUUAAAUGAGCAAUAAAAUCACU